Messenger RNA from Prunus persica (peach), 1644 nucleotides. Its product is annotated as fe(2+) transport protein 1. Gene Ontology annotation, cellular component: plasma membrane. The record is from RefSeq and is a predicted model, not a curated record. Gene Ontology annotation, biological process: zinc ion transmembrane transport. The coding region runs from base 168 to 1253 and encodes 361 amino acids. NCBI's taxonomy places the organism in Eukaryota, Viridiplantae, Streptophyta, Magnoliopsida, Rosales, Rosaceae. The transcript has 3 exons. Gene Ontology annotation, molecular function: zinc ion transmembrane transporter activity.
CUGUAUUAAAAAACUCCCACCAAGGGCAUUCCGGACAUUCACCAGCAAGUCUUCCACCUUUAAAACUCUGCCCCAACCAAUAUAUAUAUAUUCACAUCUCAAUCAGCUCCCCUCCAACAGAUUCGGUAUCACACUCCAACAACAUCACUGCUUUAGCACCGCUUGUCAUGGCUUCUUCCAAGCUCCAUGCCCUCACCGUCCUCAUCAUCCUCAUCAGCAUAGCGGUCAAUGCAGCUGCAGUAGCGGUACAGGACCAAUCAGAGCAAUGUGGGGCCAAAUCAAAAGGAGCGUGCCAUGACAAAGCACAAGCACUGAAAUUGAAGCUCAUUGCCAUAGCUUCCAUUUUGGUCUUUAGCUUGAUCGGCGUCUGCCUGCCACUAUUUUCACGCUCAGUUCCGGCUCUCCAGCCCGACAAGGACUUGUUCUCCAUCGUCAAAGCUUUAGCCUCCGGUGUCAUACUCGCGACGGGGUACAUGCACGUGCUGCCAGACUCGUUUGAGUGCUUGACGUCGGUGUGUUUGCCCGAAAAGCCGUGGAAAAAGUUCCCGUUCACGACGUUCGUGGCCAUGCUUUCGGCCGUGCUGACUCUCAUGGUGGACUCAUUUUCUAUGAGCCAUUAUAGGAAAGCUUUCGCUGCAGGUACUCGCAGUGGAGAUGAGGAGAAUGACAAAAAUGUUACCCCUCAAUUGGAACAUGUUGGUCAUGGUCAUGGCCAUGGCCACGUCCAGGACACUAAGAUUGAGGGUGGACUCAAUGGCAAGGACUCACAGUUGCUGAGAUAUCGUGUUGUGGCACAGGUAUUGGAACUAGGCAUUGUGGUGCACUCAGUGGUGAUUGGGCUGUCAAUGGGAGCAUCAGACAAUCCUUGCACAAUCAGACCACUCAUUGCUGCCCUCUGUUUCCAUCAACUCUUUGAAGGAAUGGGUCUAGGUGGAUGCAUACUGCAGGCUGAAUAUGGAUUGAAGAUAAAAUCAGUCAUGGUGUUCUUCUUCUCAGUCACAACACCAUUUGGUAUAGCGCUAGGAAUUGGUUUGUCAAAUGUAUACAGUGAGGACAGCCCAACAGCCCUAAUUGUGGUAGGGCUGCUGAAUGCUGCAUCUGCAGGGCUGCUGAACUACAUGGCUCUGGUGGAUCUGCUAGCAGCUGAUUUCAUGGGUCCUAAAUUGCAAGCCAAACCCAAGCUCCAAAUGUGGUCUUACCUUGCAGUUUUUUUAGGCCUAGGAGGAAUGUCAGUCAUGGCCUUGUGGGCAUAGCAUAGACAGCAGAUCCAACAAUAUUAAUGUUCUCAGAAGCUAGAUGGGAUUUUGCUGCUCUGCAUGUACAGCAGGGACAAGCAUUUGAUAAGUUUUUAUUAUUCCUUUUUUUUUUUUUUUUUUUCUCCUAGUUAGGAACAAAGUUUGUCACCAUGGCAAUUUCCUGAAAUCAAUUCAACAAGUUGUUAUUUUGAUUCACUUUUGGACUCAAAACCAAUCUUUUUAUUUUAUUUUUUUUGCCAAGUUAUAAUUAUUUAUUGUUGUCUUGUUAUGAUUGGAUGGUGUGAGUUUCGAACCUUUCCAUAGAAUACAAUACAAUACAUGAUAAAUUAAUUUGCAUGCUCUGAAUUUGAUAAUCAGCCCUUUUCUUUUCUGAAACCAAAAGGGUAAA